AUGUAUUUCCAACACCCAUACACCACUGGUGUAAACACCUGCAUAAAACCAAAUACAGAUCCAAACACGAUUCAAAAAGAUACUAGAAACGGGAACAAUCAUUCCAACUACUAUCCCACAGCAAAAAGGCCAAUGGAUUCGGUAUCGAGACCUCUUGCAAGGCUGACUACAGGAUCGCCCAUUCCUGGUUCAAAUAGGGGCGAAUUAUCCGCCAAAGACAAAAGAUACUACCAACAAGUGGAAAGAGCAUUAGCUUCAUUUGAUUCUCUUGAAGAAUGGGCAGAUUAUAUUGCCUUUUUAUCUCGACUUCAGAAAUCUUUACAAUUGAAUGAAGGUGCAGCUUCCUUUGUACCCUUUGCAGGUCAGGUAGCCCACAAGCUCGCAUUGUGCUUGGCGGCAAAGCUUCCUAAUGGUGUUCAUCAAAAGACGCUUAGUCUCUAUGACUCUAUAUUCUCUGCAGUUUCAUCUGAAACAUUGGACUCACAAAUAUCAUUGUGGCUUCCUGGAAUUCUUCCCCUUUUUUCAUAUUGUUCUAUUCAGAUAAAACCAAUCUUGAUUCAAAUAUUUCAACAUCAUAUCUUGACGAAAGUGAGUGCUAAAACACUUCAACAAGUUACAAAACCUUUGAUUUUGAGUUUUUUACCUGGUCUAGAUGAUGAAAACUCGGAAACCUUCACUGAGUUCAUGUUACUUAUGGAUACAUUAAAGAAGAAAACUGCCAAUGACAAUCAUUUCUGGCAAUCGUUUUUCCUCUGCGUUAUCAGUAACCCUGAAAAGAGGCUUGGAGCUCUUUUUUGGUGUAAUAGAAGACUCCCCUUAUUCUCCAGUAUUAAGACAGAAACUUCACUGGGAGCCACCCCAUUGUUCUCUGAAGAGGCUCAGGCAUGUAUUUCACCUGAACCAGGUCUACUUAUUAGAGCUUUUGCUACCUCUAUAUCAUCUACAACGUCAAUGGUUUCGGCAAAUGACAUUAUUGUGGUGAGAGGCUUUUUCGAUCUUCUCUUAACUCAUUUGCCACUUGAUUGUGAAGUGUUGACCCAAGUAGCCUCUGAACGUGAUAGAGAGCUACUCAUGCUGUCAUGUUGCUCAAUUACUUUAAAGAAGGAUAUGAGUCUUAAUAGAAGACUUUGGAACUGGUUAUUGGGUCCAGAUACUGAAGUGUCAAUAAAUGAAACAAAAAAAACUGGCGAUUCAGAAAGACUUACUCGUUCUGAGUAUUUACAAAAUUAUGGAUUAGAAACUUUAAGUACAAUUCUUUUAAAUUCUAUCAACGAUCGUCAAGUCAGUAAGGAAAAACGUGUCAAUGCGUUCAAAAUAUCACUCUUUUUGAUUAUGGAUAAAUGGGAAAUUAGUCAUUUAGUUACACCAUCGAUAUUUUUACCCAUAAUGCGAGCAACUUACCACAGUCUGGGAGAAGGGAGAGAUAGUAAUGAUAUUUUGUUGGCUGCUCAAUCAUUUUUUGAUUCUGUUGAAGCAGCAUACAUAUGGAGCGACUUGAACCUGUUAAUCAUGAAUAAUAAGAGUAAAGAUUUAGAUUUGGUAGAGUUUGUGGUUAACAACUUUGAUCUUAAUGAAGAGGAAAUGCUAACAGUACAUAUUCCCUUAGCAAUUACAGUAUUGUUGACUAAUACUAAAGAAGUUGGACCAAGUUGGAUUUUAAUCCUUGACACGUUACUGCGUCUUGUGUCACCUAGGGCAUUUAAUGUAACAAACGAAGUUAUUAAAGAGAACGAUAGUUUUUCAGUGCCUAAUGAUAUCAACCAAGUGAUUAAGCAUUAUUAUUCCACUUUGAUUGAAAACAGUGAUAAAACAUCUGUUGAUUUAUUCCCAUGGAAUACGUCAAAAUUAACUUUUAUUACUGUCACAUUAUUAAAAUCCCUUGUCGUUGACAAUAUAAGUAACCAUGAUAAGCAAAAAUCAACUAAAUUAUGCGAUUUACUUUGCCAACUUUCGUUGGUCAUUUCUACAAACGAGUCGAAUACCAAUUGGGUAGGUGAUGAUCUAAUUGAAGUUAUGACAAGUCAAUCGAUUUCUACCCCCGAAGAUGACGAGUUCCAACAACAACAGAAUUUACUUACUACAUUCAACCUUACUAAACUCUUGAAUUCUAUGGAAAAGUCUUUAACUCCAAUUGUAAAGGACAAGAUGCUUCGUAUCAUUAUCUCUAAUUUGUUUGUGGCACUCACGUCAUCAUAUCCAGCAAACUACCAAGUUGAGAGUGUCAAAUGUAUCUUUGAUUUGGAUCGAAGCUUUCUGACAUAUCAAAUUGAAGCGGGUCUUGUUAAACUUUUUUCCCAAGCAAGUCUGAUAGAAAUUGUUAGGGCUAUAUCCAUUUUAUGGACACAUUCAAACCAAUUCACUGAUUCUGAUGCCUUUAUUUCUAGACCACUUCAACUAGUCUUGGACAAUUUAUUCGAAGAGGAAGAAGAAAGCUAUGCGGAAACUGCAAAUUUCAUUGGAAAUAUUCUUAAAGGUGGUUCAGCCAACAGAUUAUUGAAAUUAUUAACAAACCCCUUGUUGGAAUUUGAAUUUGUGAACUAUGAAAUAACUGCGCUAACUUCAGAAGAUGACUUGGGACAAUUCGCAUAUUACUUACUGUCAAUUGUUAAUGUCAUUAAAACUGAUGUAAAGCAUUGGAAAGAGAGUUUUAAUAAUGAACUAGCAGUAAUGGAUAACACUAACAAAUUGAAAGUCGUUAACUCGAACUCUUGGGACAUAUCUUCCUACAAGUCACUUUUGAUUCAUAUUAUCAAGAAGUUUCUUAAAUUGAAAGUUGAUAAGAGUAUCCUUGACCAUGAUACAUCAGAUUCUCUCAACAACUACUAUAAAUGUAUUACCAAAAGUUUAGAAAUACUCUCAAUGCUUGUCAGUGGCAACGAGAUUGAUUUUCCUGAUAACUUCAAUUUACUACUUGAAGCAGGAAGUCAAUUUAAAUCCUUGAAUAGCAAUACUCCUCGUGCCAUAGAGCUAGUAGAAAUCAAGUAUUUGAAAUGUAUUAAGCAUUUUUUGAAAAUUUCCCAAGAUUUGAAAAUCAACUUGAACUUAUUACAUAUUGAAGAUGAGGCAAAAGAUCCCCCUUUAAUUGGGUUCAUUGUCAAAGGGAUUGAAAGGGCCCAAUCUACUGUCUUAUUAGAGAGCUGGACUUCGUUGCUUACAAAAUCGACAUACCUUUUCAAUGAAGCUAUAUUUAGCGUUUUGUUGACUCUCAGUGAUUCAUUAGUCACAAAGAUCAACUCUAUUUUCAAGAAAAUCUCUAAUCAAGGUAAAUUUACCAAUUUGACAGAUGCUGAAGCAUCCAUUAAUGUACUCAUGUCAGGAUUGGAGGAUUUAUUAUGUAUUAGCCAUGGUUACCUUUUGUCAUCAAACAUGAGAGCUCGCAAUGAGAGCAAUGGAAAUGCAAAUGAAUCUGGUUUCUUCGGGAAUGUCAUCCAGGGUGUGUUUCUGAUCGAAUCUCCAUCCAUAAGAACCACAGAAGAGAAUAAAAGAUAUUCUAUUCUUUUAGCAUUCCAUGAUGCGGUAAGAACAUCAUUCCUGAUUUGGCUUUGGGCUGAUUCUAAGCCAGUAUUAGAAACAAAAGAUGAUUCGUUUCAAUUUGCAUCUGAGAAGUCUUUGGCGUACCUCUCUAGAAAGUUAAAGUUUAAAGCUAGAAAACAUUUAGAGUCAUUGGUCGAAUUAGAAAGACAAGAAGUUAUUGAAACCUUAAUUAGUUUUGGCCAUGAUUCUAAAGCCACUACAAAAUUAUUGCAUGUAUUGGAUGGUGGUAGAUCCCAAGUGACCUUGCCAAAUAUCUUAAACUCAAUUUUAACAAGAUGUUAUCCUCAAGGGUUGGAUGAUAAGAACAAAUCAUCCAUGAAUACUGAUGUGUCUGCAAAGGAAUUAGCAAAGUUUUUGGCGGCUUACAUGGAAUCUGUUGACGAUGACACAGUGUCUGACAUAUGGAACUUUACAGUGCUGUUCUUCAAAGACGUCAAUGCUCAUCCCGCGAAUUUCAAAAGUAUAUUUCCAGAAUUGUUAAAAACUAUUACAAUUUUGUCUCUUAAACUUAGUGCAACCAAGUUUGGAGAACAAGGAAGACACAAGAAAGACCUCGGUGACAUAUUUUCAAAGUUAUUAAUAUUGUCUUUGAACUCAAAAAUUUCAGGAAACAUAAUUACAGAUAAUGAAAUUGACGAAAAGGAUAAUUCAUUGCAAAUGCCACAAGAAGAAAUUCCGGUAGAAAGAGCGUUUGCCACACAAGGUGAAUUACUUGGAACUCUUACUAUAAUCCUUGAAAGAUUGGAUGAUAUGGUUGGAGAUGAUGAUAAAGUGUCGUCUUGUAUUAAUACAAUCAUUGGCAAUUUGGUAUCGCCUCAGAUAAGAUCGCUGAAAAUUAAUGAGAUACCAAUCCAAACAAUAUCUUUAAUUUCAUUGAUUGGGAAUAAGCACCCCAAUAAAAUUUGGAAAUCGGCAGUACAAGAUUGUUUUUUUGACAACUCAUUUUUCUUGGCCAGUUUUGACAAGAUCAAACAAUGGGAAAAUAUUAUCCAGAAAUGGAUCACAGUAGACAAAGAUAGAAUUUUAGAAUUGAUAUCUAAAGUAACUUCUGGUUCUACCUCAAGUACGAGUAAUAUAUUCAACUGGAACGAAAAUUCAGAGCUGGAUAAUAAAGUUUGCAAUUUGAAGAGAAUCUCCUUUUUGAUCCAAGUACAACCAAAGGAUUACUUUUUGAAUCCAUUACAAGAAUUAUUUGAUCGUCUUGAUAUGUCAUUAGGAUCUGCUUGUCCAGCAACAUUCAAAGCUGAAAUUCUAAUUCUAUUGAGGGUUAUUACGUUGAAAUUUAGUGAAUUACACCUACUACCACAUUGGACAAUGAUAAGUCAAGAGAUUAGAUCAGUAUUUGAGUUCAUUGAACAAAAGAACAACAAAGAACUUACCAGUUUAACCAAACAAGAAUUAAGAUUAAUCUUACAAAGUUGUAAAUUAUUAGACCAAUUAUUACUUUUGAAGUACGACGAGUUUAACCUUAGUGAAUGGCUUUUUGUUUCAAGUAGUCCUGACUUAGUAGUCGACGGUGUUAAACCGUCAGCGAUCUCACUCGUUGACAAAAUUGCAACUGAAAAGGAUUUAUCGUUUUCCAAGGAACCCGCGGUGCGUAUUGAACACCCCGGUGGUGAUUCAAAACCUUUACUAGAGGGUGUGUCCGAAAUCAAGUCUUUAGCGGCUUUAAGAUUAUUUUUCAGCUCACUCUCACUUUUACACUAUGAAAGAACAUACGGGCUUGAUAAGAUUAAUUAUUCCGCGUGUCAAGACGAUAUAUUACGCGAUAUUGUUGCUCAUAUCGGCAAAUAA
[Candida] anglica is the source of this 5328-nucleotide messenger RNA. Lineage: Eukaryota; Fungi; Ascomycota; Pichiomycetes; Serinales; Debaryomycetaceae. The record is from the annotation of a GenBank genome assembly.